Xenopus laevis (African clawed frog) is the source of this 3899-nucleotide messenger RNA. It is a transcript of the gene itih5.L, whose product is annotated as inter-alpha-trypsin inhibitor heavy chain family member 5 L homeolog. The record is from RefSeq and is a predicted model, not a curated record. Bases 143 to 2977 code for a protein of 944 amino acids. The transcript is spliced from 14 exons. Gene Ontology annotation, molecular function: serine-type endopeptidase inhibitor activity. Lineage: Eukaryota; Metazoa; Chordata; Amphibia; Anura; Pipidae. Gene Ontology annotation, cellular component: extracellular region. Gene Ontology annotation, biological process: hyaluronan metabolic process.
CAGUCUGGGUGCCAAAUCUCAGCCAGCUGCAGGCAAGCACGUUCCCACCCUGCAUGUGCACUGUGCAAACUUAGCUUUAUUGCUGGGAAUUACAUUUCUUCUUUAGUUUGAAGAACUCUCUGUUCCAAAGAUUUUCUCCAUAAUGUUUCUCCUUGGAAUUUUCCUUUGCUUAAUACCUCUUUCCUUGGGAAAUCACAGACCUCAUUUUGCUGGGAACAACUUAGUGGAGUUCACAAUGACAAAUGGCUCUGAAGACAAAACUCGGUCUCGAGUUCCAAGACAAGCAUCCUUCAUGCAGAGAAGAGAAACAAAACCACAAGUCGCUGAAUUCAGUGUGAAGUCCACUAUUAUGUCACGAUAUGCUUUCACGGCUGUCUCUUGCACUAUGGUGAAUCGAGCAGCUGAGGCCAAAGAAGGCGUUUUCCAGGUGUUGAUUCCAGCAGCAGCUUUUGUCUCCAAUUUCACCAUGAUUGUUGGAGGACGAACAUACCAUAGUGAAGUCACUUGGAGGAAACAAAUGGCUAAAGAGGGCAAUGGACUUGGGAAUGAUAAGAACCUUGGCAAUGGCUACACAGAGAAUGGCAUGGAAAUAUUCAAAGCCUCUGCAAGCAUUCCUGGACGGAACAAGGCUGUUUUUAUAUUGAUGUAUGAGGAACUCCUACAGCGGCGUCUUGGACUGUAUGAGCAUACCAUCAGCAUCAGGCCACAGCAGCUAGUGGGACGUCUUUCUGUAGAGGUGAACAUAUUUGAGAACUCUGGAAUUACUGCUUUAGAGGUCCCUCCUCUCCACAACAAGCAGAGAAAUAAAAACACUGAUACAAUCUCUCCUCCUCCCUCCACAGCCAUCAACCAGACAAACAAUUUUGUAAGAAUUACAUUUAAUCCCAAUGUUGUUCAGCAAGCAAAACUUUCACAGAAUGGAAUUUUGGGCGAUUUAGUUAUUAGAUAUGAUGUACAAAGAGAACUCAGCGUGGGAGACCUGCAGGUUUUGAAUGGAUACUUUGUGCAUUAUUUUGCACCUACAGAUCUACCUCCUCUACCAAAAAAUGUGGUGUUUGUGAUUGAUACCAGUGCAUCCAUGUUAGGAAAGAAAAUGAAACAGACCAAGGAAGCCCUUUUUACAAUUCUUCAAGACCUUAGACCUCAAGACCAUUUCAAUAUCAUUGGCUUUUCUAACAGAGUCAAAGUAUGGCAGCAGAAUCAGAUGGUGAAAGUCUCUCCCAACAAUAUCAGAGAUGCAAAGAAAUUUAUUUAUGGCCUUUAUCCUACAGGAGAAACAAACAUCAACCAAGGUAUUCAUGUUGGAGCCAAGCUUCUUAAUGACUAUCUUGCUAGUAAUGGAACACAUGAGAAGAGUGUGUCUCUAAUGAUUUUUUUGACGGAUGGAAGACCUACCAUUGGUGAAAAGGAUUCUCCAAAAAUCUUAGGCAACAGCAAAAAUGCCAUCCAGGAAAAGUUUUGCCUGUUUAGUAUUGGUUUUGGUGACGAUGUUGAUUACAAUUUGUUGGAGAAACUGGCUCUGGAUAACUGUGGUAUGAUGCGACGGAUACGUGAGGAUGAGGAUGCAGCUUCUCAGCUUAAAGGAUUUUAUGAUGAGAUUGGAACUCCAUUGUUAUCAGACAUUCGUAUUGAUUAUCCACCGGACAGUGUACAAUAUGUCACACAAAAUAUGUUCUACAACUAUUUUAAUGGGUCAGAAAUAGUUGUUGCUGGAAAACUGUUAAAUCGUUCCUCAGAGACUCUCCAUGUUGAAAUCACAGCAAGUAAUGGAAAUAAAUAUGUUGUCCUAGAAGCUGACAUAAAAUUAGAAGGUGUUGGGCAAGCAGAAAUGAUUGGAUCAGAGGUCAUUGAGGACAAUAAGGAAUACAAAAAUCAUAUUGAAAGGUUGUGGGGCUACCUGACAUUUAAGGAGCUUUUAACAUCUUGGCAUAAAAGUGAUACCAUCAAGGAGAAAGAAGAAAUAAUGGACAAAGCCAGUAAGCUUGCUCUGCAUUAUCAUUUCGUAACUCCAUUUACACUACUAGAAAUGAAGGAUUCUGGGUUUCAAGCAGAUCUGCCAAAAGAAGAGUCAACUAUUCUAUCCAUGGAUGGUAUUGGCCAAAAACUGCUUAAUCUUCAGGGAAAGAAAGCUCCACAAGGGUCUUCCCCAAGGAAGUCAGGCAAGCAAAGGACAUCUGUAUCCAAAACAUCAGCUGAUGGGGAUCCCCAUUUCGUCGUUGAUUUUCCAUUGAACAAGAUGACUGUUUGCUUCAAUAUUGAUGGCGAACCUGGUGACAUCCUCAGGUUGGUGUCAGAUCAUAAAAACUCAGGAGUAACAGUAAACGGGCAGUUGAUAGGAGCUCCAGCUCCUCCCAAUGGGCAUAAAAAGCAAAGGACCUACUUCAGCAGGAUUACCAUCAUUCUCAACAAGCCAAAACGAUCUUAUAUAGAGAUUACUCCAUCUAAGGUCAUUCUGGACAGCAAGGACAGACUGAUUCUGUCAACUGAUAAGAGCACUACAGUAAAUAGCAAAGACCUGGUGAUUGCAGUUAUUGCCAACUCCAACAUUACUGUAACUAUUCAAGGCACCAUCAGCUUUGUAAUCCUGGUUCAUCACUAUAAAAAUCCAGCUCCUUACCAAAGGAAUCACUUGGGGUUUUACAUUUCUAACAGCAAAGGACUGUCAUCGAAUUCCCAUGGGCUUCUAGGUCAGUUCCUAUACAAUGAUGUUAAAAUAACUAAAGUACCGCUACAAGUUACCAACCAAACUUCCGACGGUAGGUCUGGUUCUGCUCUGAACGCUGUGACCCUGCUGAGUGUGAGAAAUCGAUUGGUCCCUGUAAUUAGAAAACAAAGAAAGAUAUACAAUGGCCUUCAUCAGGUGGACUGUUGGUUUGCAAAGAAUAAUGCAGCCAAACUAAUUGAUGGAAUCUACCAGGAUUACUUGGUGCCUCAUCUCUUUGACUGUGGAAGUGGUUUAAUAACAAAUGAAGUGUAAAACAAAGCCUACUGAGGACUAUUUCUUUCACAUUCCACAUUUACAUAUAGUGAGCAACACGAGAACAUGAUACCAGGACAGUUUUUCAGUAAAUUUAAACAACUUGUUUUAUAUCAAAUCACAGUGCAAUAUUCUGAUGGCAUUAUUUAACAAAAAUAUGGCUUGUGUAAUAGCCAAUCACUUUUUGUACAGAAUGCAAAUUGUUCCUUUACCGUAUUAAUGCAAUGUACAACUGACUUUUGUAUUUGAAUCAAAGAUAUUUUUAUAAUCAUUAAACGUUGUGUUUUUAAUGUAACUUUUGAGAAAAAAAUAUAUUAAAAUGUGUAUAUGUGUCUGAGGUUAAAUAGAACCACAUUUCAAUACUGACCCAUCCCUUCCAUAAAUCAUUUUACAUAUUAUUAUUAUUAUGAUGAUUAUCCACUCACUCACACUGCAUAAAAACGUAAAGGUCACCCGCACCAUGAAAACAAGUUUGGCCCCCCUAGAGAGGAAGCAGACCCAGGCCCCCCUCCUCCUCUGUAGUUAUGUCACUGAAGUGAACACAGAAAUACAUGUACUUGACCGCUGUACUCAGGUGACAUAUUCACGGGCAAUAACAUAAUACUUGUGUAUCAAGAAGUUUUCACAACUAAAGGUGUAUAAAUCUUUACAUUUAGUUUAGCAUGGCACAACUGUGUCUAUUCUACACAAAGGGUAUUUGCAUAUAUCGAGAAGUGCCAUGAAGCAAUACAUCAAAUAGUAUCCGUGGCACCAGCAAAUAACUGCAGUUAAUAAAGCAUAAACAUUUAAUUUAUUAAUAAUAAGUAUUUAUAAAGCACUAAUAUAUUCUGCAGUGCUCUACAUCACAUCUCUUACUAUUUAUUUUGUGGAUAUAUUAAAGGGUUAUGGUCAUCAAAUAAAGAUUUACUGUAAUGUAAUCUAA